CUUCUUCCCUCGUCUCGUCCUCCUGAGCUAUCCACCACUCUCCUCCUCUCUUCUCUUCCUCCAGCAGUGGGAGGAGCGAGGAACAAGAAAUGGCGUGCAAGCGUUGGCCGCAGCAGUUACUGCUAAUUCACACCACCAAGCCGCCCUUGCCUCUGCUCCUGCCCCUGCUCGCGCGCUGCCCCACCCCCACCCGAGCCGUCUCCGUCCGCGCCGCACCACCACGUCAGCACCAGCCCCGCCGUGCCCGCCAGCGCCCGCCUCCCAGGAACAAGCGGGUCGACCCUCCGCCCAGGGGUCGCACUCGCUCGCCCGUCCCGCUCGACCAUCAUGACUACGACGACGACGACUAUGACCAAGAUGAGAUUGAGGAGGACGAGGAGGGCAGGUUUUCGGGGGGCACCCGAGCCGCCGCCAUGCCCAAGCCGCCCGCCGGCUUCGUCCUCGAUGACCAGGGCAGGUGCAUCGCCGCAGCCUCCAAGCGCAUCGUCACCAUCAUCGAUGACACAAACAGCCGUCCCUUGGAGUGCAUAAUUAGGCGAGUAUUCCGGAGCUCACAGGACCACGAGUGCAUGCUCCUCUGCCCCGUUGACAUGCCUGUGCAGGUCCUCAAGAGCACUAACUUCAGUGGUUGGAUUGCUGUUGACGAUGACAAAAUUAAGCAAAUCAUUCCAUCUGUUGCCUACGCCCUUGCCAGAGUACAUAUGCACUUUGUCGAAAGCGGAUUCUGUUAUACAGCAAGGGGUGGCUUCUGCUUUCCCGAAGAAGCCAUUCAAGAGUUUCAUGAUUCUGGUGAUGGUGGCGAUGGGGUACCUUUUGAAGGUGUAGAGAUUUGCUGCUUCAAUUUGGAUGGUGCACACUAUAUGAUUUAUACACCAGUUGAUCCUCUUCUGUUCGUUGCAGUCAAGGAUAAGGAUGGUGUGCUACGCAUUGCUGAAGAUGAUCUGAUGGAUGACCCUGCCAUUGUCGGUGCCAUAGACGAAGAGACAGAAUUUACAGCUUUAGUGGAGGAGGAAGAGGCCCUUCUUGAAACAGUACUUGGUGAGAGGUGAUGGAAUCGAUGUCAGGGGGUGCCCCAUCUGCUCUUAUGUUGCAUCCAUUCCAUAGACCAUAGGAGGAGGAUAGAUAGAGGGAUACCAGUCCCAUGGCCAUGUAUUAUGCAUGACAAGUACCAAGCAGUACAAUUACAUGAGUUGGUUUUGAAGAAGGAAUGCAGCAUGGCAUGGCAUGGCAUGGCAUAGUCGUGUUAGAUGUGCAAAAUAUAUCUGAGAUAGGAUGACGUUGUCUGCUGCUGCUGUUAAUCGUCUUGUGUGUAUAGAUAGCUGAAGGAGCUGCAAGCUUUUGAAUUAUGGAAUAACCAAGGGAUGAUGGCUCCCUUUUCCUUUC
This is a messenger RNA of Phragmites australis (common reed), 1383 nucleotides long. RefSeq lists its product as uncharacterized. NCBI's taxonomy places the organism in Eukaryota, Viridiplantae, Streptophyta, Magnoliopsida, Poales, Poaceae. Bases 90 to 1049 code for a protein of 319 amino acids. The transcript is spliced from 10 exons. The record is from RefSeq and is a predicted model, not a curated record.